GUGGGGACGGUGGCCUCGAUGCUUGCGUGCCCGGUCCCGCUGCUGUCACUGGCGCGGACGCCCGCGGCACCCGGCUCGCGGGAACCUGUUUUCUGGCCCCGCUUUGCCGGCUCCGGUUCUGCGGCGCUCCGAGUCUUCUGAAAUCUGACCCUCCCCGGGGUGCUGUGACCCGGAGAGAAGAAACCUUACUCGCUGUGGGCUCCAGGCCCCGGCUGUGCCACACCCGCGGAGGGGCCACUGGAGCCACUCUCGUCCCUGUGCCCUUGGGCCACUCUUGGAUACCACGGCCCUGUCUCUGUCCAACAGAACUCGCUGCAAAAAAACUUCUUUCUGCGGGUGCCCUGCCUCCCAGAUACAUAAGCAAACAAGAAAGGAAAUCCCAAGAACCUGGGCUUGGAUUCCAGCUUGGGAUCAUCCUGAACUAGGGAAAAGGAAGGGAAGAAAACAGGUUAAAGCUGCAGCUAGGGGCUGGCCCUGUCACCAUUUCCUUAGGGAAUGCAGGCAGGCGACAGUUAUCCACACCUUCCUUUGCUGUUUGGACAGCAUUUCCAAAGGUUUUUCUGUAUUUCCCAUCCCUUUCUUGACUUGAAUUUCUUCCAAUGAGCAAAUCCAGCCGGCCCAGACAGCUCUUCAGAAAGGCUUCCGCAGAGGACUUUUCUGCCGAGAGAUGAUAGGGAAUUGGGUUUGAGACAGGUGUCCAGGUACUGCGCCGGACUUGAGACCUGUUGGAGUGCUUGCCCAGGCAGCCAGAGGACAAGGAAGGCUUGUUCUGUGAAGAAGGGCAGUUGGUGCCCCGGGCAUUUAAAAGUGAAAAGGACACAGGGGCUGAAAUUCAGAGGAAAGCUAAAAUCGAAGUCUCCCCUUCUUACCACUCUAUUCUCCUUUCCUUUCUCAUGAGAAGUCUCUGAAAGGGAGAACACAUAAACUGGUCAUCAGCCCAGGAUGUAGCCAUGAGGCUCCAAAGCCAUCUUUGGGCUUCAAAGAUUAAAGAGCAAUUUGUUCUUCCUGUACAUUGUGCUUAGAAAUCUUUUGUCAAUGAAAAAUAGACUAGGAAGUAAGCGCCCCAGGGUCAGUGGGAGCCUUCCCCAGAUCCUGGGUAAUUGAAUGACCACGGGAGCCAAAAUAGCUACCGAAACCCUAACCUCUUCUUGGGAGAUUUUUGGUGGCUCUGUCUACUUGAGCAGUGGAUAAGAAUCACAAAAAUAGAUGGCCAAGCAGGAAGUUGUACUGCAGUCAUUCCCAAAUGAGACCUGUCUUGUUCUAAAAAUGUUCAAAGAAGAAUACAAGCUUGGUCAUAUGCUCUGUAGGACUGAGUCUUAAAAAACAACAAAACAAAACAACAAAACAAAAAACUAACUCACCUAAAUCUCUUUAUUGUGCCCCAAACCCAUUUUUUCUAUUUUGUACACAGAGAUGGUUACAGGUGGUGUGACUGGUCAGCCUUCUGUUGCUUGACAAGCCAAAACUGUCCGGUGAUUUUAGCUUUUCUAAGGGCUGUGUUUCCCAUCCCUUUCUUGACUUGAAUUUCUUCCAAUGAGCAAAUCCUGGCUUCUGCAUACGAUUCUUGGAGUUGGUUACAUUUUUUUUUUUUAAAUGAUGUCCUGUGACUAGUGCCUGUCACACAAGUGUGUCUUUGCAUUUCGGACCACUGGGCUGUUAAUUGCCCCCAAGGUUGUGUUAAUAACACUGCUUCCCAGGCUUCCAUCUCUUGUCCACGCUCUGUUCUUUCCUCCUUCUCCAAUUAAACUUCAGCCCCUCACUGGCCUGCAGUUUCACCCCUCAGUUAGGACCAUGCUGGGUACCUAGACCCCACUUUCUAGCUCACCAGGUUACUUGUCUUGCUGCUGUGUGUCUACCAGUUCUCAUUUCCUGCGUAAGAGUGACAGAUCAUAUGUUCCUUCGCUGAGGCUUUUCUUAAGGGAGACGCUAUCUGGUUCAGCGCCUGAAAGAAAGAACAGGUGCUCAUGACAGGCCACACACCCUGGUGGGGCUUCUAAAUCAGUUGAUGAGAUCGUAAUUUGUGGCAUAGAAUCUCUAGGUGCGAUCGCGCACCCAUCUUUGCUGAAAGCAUUUCUUCCUGCAAUCCCCCCCCCCUCGCAGGGGUCCCCAAAAUGACAGCGCCUUGACUGUGUAGCCCCGGUCAGUUCCUUAGUUCCUCCAGAAAGGUGUUGGCUCACCACACCAUGAACCAACGACGAGUUGGUUGCAAGUUCGUCUUCUGUCGGGCUCCUCUUACCGUUUCAUCCUUGGCCUUGGGAAGUGUCCUCGGGAAUGACCUUUGGUGUGUCACCCCCUUCUGUGACUGCUGUUGACGUGUUCCAGGUCACAGUCUGCACUUGCUGCAGAGAUGCUUUCUGAACAGACUGCAGCCCUGGGUGCAGGAUGGGAGUCAGCGAGCAUACAGCUGGGUGGAGCAGAGCCCCAGGUGGACAGAGGAAACCGGGAAGGCCCAUGGAGAACAGCACCAGGGCCCCUGGAGCACCUUCACUGUGGUCCUGAAGAGGAGCCACUGUCCCUUCAGGAGAAGGCUCAGUCUGCUCCCUGGGUUCCUGCCGGCCCCCAGGAGGGGAACACUGGAGACUGGGAAAUGGCAGCCGCCCUCCUUGCGGCCGGAUCCCAGGGCCUGGUAACCAUCAAGGAUGUAUCACUGUGCUUCUCUCAGGAGGAGUGGCGGAGUCUGGAUCCCUCUCAGACAGACUUUUAUGGAGAAUACGUCAUGCAGGAAAAUUGCGGGAUUGUCGUCUCUCUGAGGUUUCCGAUCCCCAAACUGGACAUGCUUUCUCAGCUAGAGGGAGGAGAAGAACAAUGGGUCCCUGACCCCCAGGACCUAGAAGGGAGGGAUAUCCUGAAGGUCACAUAUACAGGAGAUGGAAGUGAACAUGAGGGUGAUACUCCUGAACUAGAGGCAGAACCUCCCAGAAUGUUAUCCAGUGUAUCUGAAGAUACUGUUCCCUGGAAUCCAGGGCAGGAGCAGAGCUGGGAGUCCAUGCCCAGGGCCUCUAGGGGAAUGCUCCCAAGGCCACCCUUUCUUCAGGAAGACAGCUUCUCAAGCCUUCUGUGUAGCUCUGGGAUGGAUUCUCUCUUAAAGCCCCAUACAUGCCCUCAGUGUGGGAAACAGUUUGUAUGGGGCUCCCACCUCGCCAGGCACCAGCAAACACACACUGGAGAGAGGCCCUACAGCUGCCUCAAGUGUGAGAAAAGCUUUGGGCGAAGGCAUCACCUGAUCAGGCACCAGAAGACCCAUCUACAUGACAAGCCAAGCAGGUGUUCUGAGUGUGGCAAGAAUUUUCGAUGUAACUCCCAUCUGGCCAGCCACCAAAGAGUGCACGCAGAAGGCAAGUCCUACAAGGUCGGAGAGAGCCCCGCGGCCGGGAAACAGCAGCCUGCCCCCCCAGUGCCCAAGUGCCACGUGUGCACCGAAUGUGGGAAGAGCUUCGGCCGAAGGCACCACCUCGUGAGACACUGGCUGACCCACACCGGGGAGAAACCCUUCCAUUGCCCUCGCUGUGAGAAGAGCUUUGGCCGGAAGCACCACCUGGACAGGCACCUGCUGACCCACCAGGGACAGAGCCCCGGGAGCAGCUGGGACAGAGGGACAUCUGUCUUUUGAAACCUGUGUCUUCUGUAGCUAUGGUCAAAUCUGUCAGCCGGUGCUACCAGCAGCCACUGCCAGAGCUGCCCCUCUCCAGGACCCCGGUGGCCGGAGUGUGUCUCGCCAGUUCGUAUGAAAACAGAGUUCCUUGGGCAAAAUUUUGGGGAACAGUGCAAAGUGUGUGUGUGUGUGUGUGUGUGUGUGUGUAUGUGACUAUUCAGUUUGAACCCACUGUCAAGGGUCCAGUGGAGCCAGCAGUGAGGGGUGAGGCCCGUUCUCGUCGGUUGGAGUCUGUGUCGUAUCAGUUCCUAAAUAUUUACACAUCACCCUCAUGUGCUGAUUGUGCCCCCUUCUACAGAGAGGGGGAGUGAAAGGGACCAUGUCAGUGUAGCAAGGGCUCUGAGAACUUCUAGUCAAUUGCUCGGUGUCUGUUAAUGCAGCGUCUCCUGCAUUUAUCUGGCCUCAGUAUCUACUUCACAUCCUCACAUGCGACUCUGUGGAACGCGCUUCUGUAAGCGCUGUGUGAAAAAGUAACCAGGAAACAAGAAAGAGACCGGUGACUAGGCGCUCAGAGUCCCCGUUUUUAUCUGUGAAAGCAAGGGGGCGACAUUGUUGUGUGGGUCUGUCGCCUUUCCCCCAUCACUACAUGCCUCUCACCCUACCUCUGAAAAAUUCACUGACCUUUCACUUCCUGUUCCUAGUCCACUCAUUCUGUACACACACACACACACACACACACACACCACAUCACACACACCACACACACAUCACACACCACACCACACACACAACACACCAUACACCACACACACACACCACA
Molecule: messenger RNA, 4412 nt
Organism: Peromyscus maniculatus bairdii (prairie deer mouse)
Lineage: Eukaryota; Metazoa; Chordata; Mammalia; Rodentia; Cricetidae
Source: RefSeq, a predicted model, not a curated record